Molecule: messenger RNA, 564 nt
Organism: Aureobasidium namibiae CBS 147.97
Lineage: Eukaryota; Fungi; Ascomycota; Dothideomycetes; Dothideales; Saccotheciaceae
Exons: 5
Coding region: 1-564 (187 amino acids)
Source: RefSeq, a predicted model, not a curated record
AUGGAUAGCAAGCCUCGUGCUAAGGGUUUUCGGCUGGACAGCACCUGCGAUAGCAACAAUCGAUGUAGCGAAAAGAGACUGGACUGCAUGACAGGCAAAACAGUCCCGAUAGCUACCUCUACAGUCGCUUCCGAAGACUUGAUUGAAAUGGCUGGUUUCCAGCGACCUGUCGGGUUGAAUAGCCUGCUGUCUAUCGCUGCCGGUCAAGGCGCAUUCAUCUUAUGUUUCAGGGGCGACAUGCCUAUCUUCUCUCAUCACCACAACUUUGCCUACGCUCUGCUCACCAACGCCAUGUGUUGGUCAGUCGUAUGGUGCAUGUCGUCCCUUGACCGCGCGAUGCUGGAGGAUAAAGAGUCUUGCAAGCAUCUUGGAAACAUGCACACAAUCAUGCGCUCGAUCACUGGAAUGUUCUGCAUCGCUUUUCUUCUUUCUUCCAUCUGCCGUAGCUAUGUCGGUCUCGCGGUAACAGUAGGCGUGUCUAUGGUAGAAGCUCGUAUUCUUGUUGUUACAUGUUUUGCUCUUAACCGCGUCAAGAUUGACACUUUGCUCCCAUUGGAUGUGUAG